Molecule: messenger RNA, 384 nt
Organism: Seminavis robusta
Lineage: Eukaryota; Bacillariophyta; Bacillariophyceae; Naviculales; Naviculaceae
Source: the annotation of a GenBank genome assembly
AUGACGGACACUGAAACAGCUGUCGAGGAAACAGACACAGCCGAGGAAAUGACCGACCAGGAGGCUCUUCUUUUGCUUUGGAACAGCUUCAAGCCACAGCCAACAGACUGCCGAGUGGACCUUCAGAAGGAAUGUACUGAUCGCUUCAACAAAUGCUUCUCCAAGUAUGGCCAACCAUUGCCUUUUCCUGAUGCAGUUUGUCUCCACAAGAAGUGCUAUGCAGCAGCCCUGGCAUCCCAUGAAUAUCUCAAGACGCUGCUUGAACUCCCAAGGCCUGAAAUCUUGAUCUCUGCAUGGGAAGUUACGAUUGUGGAUCGAGACAAAACUGGGGAAGGCAUUUCAGAGGACAUUGCAUUCACCUUGCGAGAGCUUUCUCUUAAUUAA